ACCAGCUUGCUGUGACCUGCUCUUCCACUCUCUCCUCUGAGGAGUUCCAUAAAAGUCCUGUGAUCAACUUGUUCUUCAAAUAUUCAUUUUAUCAACCUGUUCAAACAAUUCCGUGAACUACUUACUAUCCAAACAGUUCCGUGAACUACCUACUAUCCAAACAGUUCUGUGAACUACCUACUAUACAAAUAGUUCCGAGAAGUAUUCUUACUCCAAAUUGUCGUGUGUAAAUCCCUCUAGCCUAACAUCUCUCUACCAAUAAACAACGUUUUUCCUUAAAGAUGUGUGACACACAAGCAGAAGGGGCAAUGAAUGGCUGGCAUGCAGAAGAGGCAGUGAAUGGCUGGCAUGCAGAAGAGGCAGUGAAUGGCUGGCAUGCAGAAGAGGCAGUGAAUGGCUGGCAUGCAGAAGAGGUAGUCAAUGGCAGGCAAGCAGACAAGGCAAUAGAUAGGCAGCAAUUAGAAGAGGUGAAUGAGACUCCACAAAAAACAUAUCGAAGUCUCAUCACAGAGUCGCAUGUCAAAAAAGCCCUGAAGUCACAACAAGGCAGCAGUGCACAGCUGCUCUCAUGGACUGUUACAGACUUCACUGACAGAGGCGACAACUAUGCAUGCGUCGUGACAAGUGUAGAUGUUCGUUAUCAUAAAGAAGGAAAAGACAGGAAAACCUCAUUUGUAGUGAAAUGUAAUCCAUGUCGGGUCCUCCCAUUCUUCAAUGGAUUUUCGACCAUAAUUUUUCAGAAGGAGGCAGGAUAUUACCUGGAACUUUUGCCCUUACUCAACGUUCAGCUCAGUCAUGUAGGACGUGAACCAAUACGGGCUCCUCACUGUUACUUUGCUCAUAUUACUGAGAAAGAGGAAGUUAUAUUCCUUGAAGAUUUGCGUCAGGAAGGUUUCAAAAUGUUUGACCGUAUGAAAGGAAUGGACAAGGCUCACGCUGUCCUUGUCCUCAAGGAACUAGGCAAACUUCACGCUGCCUCUAUCUUAUAUCAGAAAGAAGCAUCAAUAGUAUUAGAAGACAAGUACACAUAUAUUCAGAAAGACUUUCACUCAAUGCUUGGAGGCGAUGACUUUAAGAAAAUGCUUAGUUCACAAGCUCAGAAUGCAGCAGAGAUAGCAGAGAGAAUCGUUGGAUACAAAAAAGUCGCUGAUUGGCUGAAAGACUUUGCACCAAGUAGCAUGGACGUCUUCGUGGAGCAAAUUAAGAGGAGUCCUCCCUUUGAUGUGCUUUGUCAUGGUGACUGCUGGAACAACAACAUCUUGUUCAAGUACGAUGAGACAGGUGUCCCGGUCGAUGUAAGACUGCUGGACUUCCAAAUCAGUCGCAAAGCCUCGCCAGCCACAGACCUCAACUACUUCAUGUACACCAGUUUCAAUGGUCCUGAAAGGAAGGACAAUUUGGAAACCUUCUUGAAUGUUUACUAUGAGUCCUUAAGAGAGGUGCUGGAGGCAGGAGGAACCAAAGCUGAGUUUACAUCUCAGGAACUACGAGAGGAAUAUCACAAGAAGAACUUGUUUGGUUUGAUAAUGGCAAUGAUGGUUGUACCUGUUGUGGUGAGUCAGGCAGCGGAUGUGAUUGAUCUGGAUAAUACAACCGAAGGAGAACAUGAAACCUUUGUAGAGUAUCUCAGGGAGAAAAUGUUGAAACAACUGGAUAGUAAUCCACUGCUGCGACCCCGAUUUAUUUCUAUAUUUGAUGAGAUGUUAGAAUAUGGAGUAAUAUCUUAGUUGGUAAUCUUAAACAGAUCUUGUUACGGAGUUAUGGAACACAUAGUAUUAGUAGUUAAAGAUUGUUGAAUAAUGUCUAAAAUGGAAGAAACGUUUGUAUAUUUGAUAUUUUAGAAAUUCAAAUUCAAGUUAAAAUUAAAAAUUUAUUUCCACGUGAUUCAUUGUACAUAAAUGGGUGAUGACCGAUAAUGCAUGUAGAAAGUCCAUAGUUACGUAGAGCAUUUCUGUGGCAAGCUUAAGCCUAACUUAAGACUACAUGGGUAACAAGC
Messenger RNA from Cherax quadricarinatus, 1996 nucleotides. RefSeq lists its product as uncharacterized. The record is from RefSeq and is a predicted model, not a curated record. NCBI's taxonomy places the organism in Eukaryota, Metazoa, Arthropoda, Malacostraca, Decapoda, Parastacidae.